Molecule: messenger RNA, 4164 nt
Organism: Gloeophyllum trabeum ATCC 11539
Lineage: Eukaryota; Fungi; Basidiomycota; Agaricomycetes; Gloeophyllales; Gloeophyllaceae
Exons: 14
Coding region: 1-4164 (1387 amino acids)
Biological process (GO): fungal-type cell wall polysaccharide biosynthetic process; (1->3)-beta-D-glucan biosynthetic process
Cellular component (GO): plasma membrane; 1,3-beta-D-glucan synthase complex
Molecular function (GO): 1,3-beta-D-glucan synthase activity
Source: RefSeq, a predicted model, not a curated record
AUGAAUACGUACGCCAAGGCCGUGAAGACAGGGCAAGCUGUUGAUGCGCGGUUCAUGUCCACAACUAGACUGCUUCAAGAGCUCGUGCAGUGGCUCCGCGUAGUUCUGCACGAGUACACGCAGUGUCUUAAGCUGCGCGCGUACCGCCACCAGAAGCAUGUCCAAGACACUUAUGCUUCGGACAGCAGCGACGCUGCGCUCAACGACGACGGAUAUUAUGACCAGAAUGGGAACUACGGGCGUUAUGGCAAUCCUGACACCGACUCCGACGUGGAUGUUUAUGGCCAGAAAUACGCCCCUUCGGCGGAAUCGCUAGGCCCCCCGCGCAUGGAAUCCUCAACGCCCACUUUCGUUGACUAUGGUGGUCCGCCCGGUUCUAGAGACCAAUACCCUGCUUGGUCGUCGGAACGCAACAUCCCUCUGUCCAAGGAGGAGAGACAUUUUCCUCGACCUCACGCAGAAUUCGACUUCGUAAUGCAGCUGCUCGACUCUAGAGCGUCGCGGAUGUCACCGGAUCAAGCACUACUAACAUUACACGCUGACUACAUCGGGGGACAACAUGCUAACUACCGUAAAUGGUACUUCGCGGCUCAGCUCGACUUGGACGACGCUGUGGGGCAGACGCAGAAUCCGGGGCUUCAGCGACUGAAGUCCACAAAGCGCCGAGGUGGAAGGGGCGCAGAGAAGUCGCUCAGCUCUGCGAUGGAGCGGCGGCGGCAGGCGAUGAACAAUAUGAGCCAGUACGACCGCUUGCGACAAAUCGCGCUUUACCUCCUGUGCUGGGGUGAGGCGGCGCAGGUACGAUUCAUGCCAGAAUGUCUUUGCUUCAUCUUCAAGUGCGCGGACGAUUACUACCGGUCGCCGGAGUGCCAGAAUCGUCUCGACCCCGUACCAGAGGGGUUGUACUUACGUGCCGUGGUCAAACCUUUGUACCGGUUCAUCCGGGACCAAGGUUAUGAAGUGGUGGAUGGGAAGUUCGUGCGGAGGGAGCGGGAUCAUGACAAGAUCAUCGGGUAUGACGAUGUCAACCAGCUUUUCUGGUACCCGGAAGGGAUUGCUAGGAUCGUGCUACAGGAUAAGACUCGUCUCGUCGACGUCCCCCCGGCACAGAGGUUCAUGAAGUUCGAUCGCAUCGAGUGGAAUCGAGUGUUCUUCAAGACCUACUAUGAGAAGCGAUCAUUCGGUCACCUGCUCGUGAACUUCAACAGGAUAUGGGUUGUACACAUCGCGAUGUACUGGUUCUAUACAGCUUACAAUUCACCUAUGGUAUACGGCGGCGAAUGGUCUGCGACUGCCCUCGGUGGCGCCGUUGCGACGACUAUCAUGAUUCUAGCUACAAUUGCGCAGUUCUCGUACAUCCCCACCACCUGGAAUAACACCUCCCAUCUUACGCGUCGCCUCCUCUUCUUGUUCAUUACCCUUGGUCUCACUGCUAGUCCUACCUUCUACGUCGCCAUUGCAGUCGGGAACGGUAGGGGAGGGUCGCUCCCGCUGAUCCUUGGUAUCAUCCAAUUCUUCAUCUCAGUGGUCGCGCCGCUGCUUUUCGCGGUCAUGCCCUCCGGACGGAUGUUCGGUGAUCGCGUCGCGGGCAAGUCGAGGAAGUACCGUGCGAGCCAGACCUUCACGGCCAGCUACCCGGACCUCCAUCUACAAGCUCGUGUGGCAUCGAUCGCCCUUUGGAUCCUCAUCUUCGGGUGCAAGUUCAUUGAGUCGUAUUUCUUCCUGACGACGUCGUUCAGUAUUUCGAUCUGCGUCAUGGUCGGCAUGAAGAUCCAAGGCUGCAACGAUCGCUACUUCGGCGAUGGCUUGUGUCGCAACCAGGCGGCAUUCACGCUCACUAUCAUGUACAUCAUGGACCUUGUCCUGUUCUUCCUCGACACUUUCCUGUGGUACAUCAUCUGGAACACCGUGUUCUCGAUCGCGCGAAGUUUCAUGCUAGGUCUCAGUAUCUGGACGCCCUGGAAGGACAUCUAUACUCGACUGCCGAAGAGGAUCUACGCGAAGCUAUUGGCCACCGCGGACAUGGAGGUUAAGUAUAAGCCCAAGGUCCUCGUCUCGCAAAUCUGGAACGCCAUCAUCAUAUCCAUGUACCGCGAGCACUUGCUGUCUAUCGACCACGUCCAGCGGCUGUUGUACCACCAAGUGGAUGCGGGAGGAGACGGGCGCCGCAGUCUGCGCGCUCCGCCGUUCUUCAUCUCCCAGAGCGACAAAGGCUUCAAAGGAGAAUUCUUCCCCGGCGGGAGCGAGGCGGAGCGUCGUAUAUCGUUCUUCGCGCAAUCCUUGACUGUCGCCCUCCCGGAGCCUGUUCCUGUCGACGCUAUGCCCACGUUCACGGUCUUGACUCCCCAUUACAGUGAAAAGAUUCUUCUGUCGCUUCGCGAGAUCAUCCGUGAGGAGGAUCAAACUACCCGGGUCACGCUGCUGGAGUAUCUGAAGCAGCUGCACCCUGUCGAGUGGGAUAACUUCGUCAAGGAUACCAAGAUCUUGGCCGAGGAAUCUGCGAUGUACAACGGACCUAAUCCGUUCGGCGCCGACGAGAAGGGCCAGUCUAAGACCGACGAUCUUCCCUUCUACUGCAUCGGUUUCAAGAGUGCCGCUCCCGAAUUUACCCUGCGAACACGUAUCUGGGCCUCUCUACGCGCUCAGACCCUCUAUCGGACUGUGUCGGGCAUGAUGAACUAUUCCAAAGCCAUCAAGCUCCUGUAUCGCGUCGAGAAUCCUGAGGUCGUCCAGCUGUACGGCGGUAACACCGACAAACUCGAGCGAGAGCUAGAACGUAUGGCUCGUCGGAAGUUCAAGUUUGUCGUGUCGAUGCAACGGUACUCGAAGUUCAACAAGGAGGAGCAAGAGAAUGCGGAAUUCCUGCUGCGUGCCUACCCGGAUCUUCAGAUUGCCUACCUGGACGAGGAGCCCCCGAGGAAGGAAGGCGGCGACCCGCGCUUGUUCUCGGCGUUGAUCGAUGGUCACUCCGACUUCGUUCCCGAGACUGGCCGGCGUCGACCCAAAUUCCGGAUCGAACUACCUGGUAACCCUAUCUUGGGCGACGGCAAAUCUGACAACCAGAAUCACGCCAUUAUCUUCUACCGCGGAGAAUAUCUGCAGCUUAUCGACGCCAACCAGGACAACUACCUCGAGGAAUGUCUCAAGAUCCGGAACGUCCUUGGCGAAUUCGAGGAGUACUCCGUCUCGACGCAGAGCCCGUACGCCACUUGGGGUCAAAAGGAGUUCAGGAGGCCUCCCGUCGCCAUUGUUGGUGCGCGCGAGUACAUUUUCUCGGAGAACAUCGGUAUUCUGGGUGACAUCGCCGCUGGAAAGGAACAGACAUUCGGUACCUUGGCGGCUCGCUCCUUAGCUUGGAUCGGCGCAAAAGGGUCUGCAAUGACUGCCUUUGGUCGCGGUGGCCGCAUCAAGCACACCGAGUAUUACCAGUGCGGUAAAGGACGUGAUCUCGGUUUCGGCACCAUCUUGAACUUCCAGACGAAGAUCGGUACCGGUAUGGGCGAGCAGAUGCUCAAUCGAGAGUACUAUUACUUGGGUACCCAUCUCCCCAUGGACCGAUUCCUUACGUUCUACUACGGUCAUCCCGGUUUCCAUAUUAACAACAUGCUAGUUAUCCUUUCAAUGCAGCUCUCAUUGCUCACUUCCUGGUCUUGUAUUGACGCCUUGAUCCAGUGGUUCCUCGAAUUACGGAAUGCUCCGCAUGCAGUCUUAGGUCUUAUCGCGACGAUUGCCAUACAACGCGCUGUCCAACGACUCCCCUUGCAAGUCAAAAGGGGGAUGAUUAUGCGCGGCGAGCAAUGUCACCCCGCCUGCCACCGUGUCCGCCCAUGCGGACCUCCGCUGCGAGCAGUCGGCCGCAGGCCGACGCUCUUGAUCUUCAAGUACAGUGUUUCGUUGUACGACAGGUCUUUGGUGUGGCCAGCGAGUGGGAGGAGUCGGCCGAAGGCCGAUGUCAUAAGAUCGAAGUUCAAAGUUCAGACGGCGGUACAACCGUAUACCGCGGUCAAGCUCGCCCCGCUGCCAUCGGGUCCGCUGACGCGGACCUCCGCUGGGCGCAUUCGGCCGCAGGCCGACGCUCUGACUUACAAAUUUGAUGGUCACGAUUUGUGGACGCCCUUGUCGGAUGACGUUGGAUGCGCUGCCUUGGCUGCGCAGCUCGAGUAG